Messenger RNA from Leptomonas pyrrhocoris, 327 nucleotides. RefSeq lists its product as hypothetical. Bases 1 to 327 code for a protein of 108 amino acids. The record is from RefSeq and is a predicted model, not a curated record. NCBI's taxonomy places the organism in Eukaryota, Euglenozoa, Kinetoplastea, Trypanosomatida, Trypanosomatidae. Gene Ontology annotation, molecular function: zinc ion binding; nucleic acid binding. The transcript has a single exon.
AUGGCAGACGAUUCGACUCCACAAGGGUCGCCGCGUGCGGCAGGCCCGGAGGCUCUGCGAGCCCCACACCGCUCACCUUUCUACUGCUCCGUCUGCGACGUCCAGUUCUCCGACUCCCACGCCGCGGAGGCGCACAAGGCCAGUCUGAAGCACAAGAAGAAAAGCGGGGAGUUGGAGUGGGAGGCGCGGCAAUACAAAAGAGACGCGGAUGUCACCCCGAAAGAUGUGUGGGCGCUGGUGCGCCGCAAACAAGCGGAGCUGGAGCUAUUACCGUGGGGUGAGUUGAAGUGGAGUCCUGCCCCGGAUGGCCUCGCUGCGAAACCGUGA